Theobroma cacao (cacao) is the source of this 414-nucleotide messenger RNA. RefSeq lists its product as uncharacterized. NCBI's taxonomy places the organism in Eukaryota, Viridiplantae, Streptophyta, Magnoliopsida, Malvales, Malvaceae. The record is from RefSeq and is a predicted model, not a curated record.
AUGGUGAAUAGUUUGUCACUUAGAAGCAUACUUGAUGUAAACAAGUUGACAAGCCCAAAUUUCAUUGACAGGUUUCGCAAUAUCAAGAUUCUCUUGAAACAAGAGAAAAAGGCUUAUGUCUUAAAUGGUCCUGUUCUCGAGAAACCUAGCGAUGAUGCUACAAAUGAGGAAAAUGAGGCUUAUACAGUUUAUGUGGAUGAUCUCGAUCAAGCCACAUGUGUGAUGUUGGCUAGUAUUGCUCUAGAUCUUAAAAAGCAACAUGAAGCUAUAAAGGCUCUAGAUAUUAUCCUAAACCUUAGAGAAAUGUUUGAUAAGGAAAGUCACACAGAGAGAUUCGACAUUUCAAGGGAAUUGUUUAGGUGUAAAAUGUCUGAGGGAAGCCCAAGAAAGCCUUAUGUGGUUAAGAUGAUAUGA